AUGUAUGCUAGCCCUGCCAUCCAGUAUAUACUCCUCGAAAUCCUAAUUAUCCCAUCAUGGAUCUACACUGCACCCAAGCAUCUAAAAAAAACCUCCCUCGGUGACAUACCAUGCGAACUCCUAUUAAUAAUUGCCAAAUUCUGCGACACCCAAUCCUUCGCCCGCCUAACCCAAACCUGCAAAACCAUCCACAUAACCCUAACACCCACCAAGACUCACCGCGGCAAAGAAGAAGCCCUCCUCCCCGCAGAGUCCUACCUAGAACGCUGCAUCUACAACAAAGGUGCCGGCAUACACCCCCCAGCCCGAUUCUCCACAAAAUGGCCUUCCACCGCCAGAAUCCGACGAGGAUUCAACAACGAAGGCCGCCUUGUCCGCGCAGUUCAAAAAGGCAAAAUCCACGGCUUCAAGGCCCUCCUUGACUUGGGCGUGGAUCCAAAUGCAUAUGACUACACAGGCGUAUGGGUUCUCGAUAUAGCAGUCUAUAAACAAGAUCUUGAAAUGGUAGAUCUUCUUCUUCGCCAUGGAGCGAUUCCUGACGUUACGGAUCUUCAUCAUCGUAAAUAUGUCUUGAAUUAUGCGGCUUGGGAUGACCCUAUUACGCAGCGGUUGAUUCUUGCGGGAGCGGAUUUGAAUCUUGGCUUUUUGAUGCAUAAUAUUGUUUCGAGGAAUAGUAUUCAGACUAUUUCUAUGGCGCUGGGGUAUUGGAAACGGGGACAGCAUUUGGAGGGGGAGCAUGAUGAUCGGAGACCUUCACUGAGACAUUCCGCUGUGAGACGAGGAGAUCCGGAUGUUCUGCGUCUUCUUUUCUCUCGGCCGGAAUCCUAUGUCAUGUCGAAUGAUGUUGCUCUGUUUCAGGGAUCGGCGCUACACAUGGCUAUCAAGGCACGGGAAACGGAGCUAGCGUGGAUGUUGAUUGAGGCGGGGAUUGAUCUGGAUGUUGUGGGAAAUGAUAGCUCUACAGCGCUGCAUUGGGCACUGAAAGAGGAACUUUUGGAUGUGGCUCGGGGGCUGGUUGAGGCUGGGUGUGAGUUGAAUCAUGUCACUGCGGAAGGCAAGACUGAGUUGCAUAUUGCUGUUGAGGUUGGGUCGGUGGAGCUGGUUCGGUUGCUGCUCCAGAAAGGGGUUCUCGUUGAUUUGCGAAGGAAUAAUGUUGUUUUUCGAGGUAGAUUGACUUUUCUUCAUCAUGCGAUUCAGGGGCGGCGGAGGGAUAUUGUUCAGGCGAUUCUUUCGGAGGGAUCUCAUGGGCCGGAUUUGACGAUUGAGAACGAUGUUGGUAUAACUCCAUGA
Molecule: messenger RNA, 1290 nt
Organism: Penicillium odoratum
Lineage: Eukaryota; Fungi; Ascomycota; Eurotiomycetes; Eurotiales; Aspergillaceae
Product: F-box domain and ankyrin repeat protein
Exons: 2
Coding region: 1-1290 (429 amino acids)
Molecular function (GO): protein binding
Source: RefSeq, a predicted model, not a curated record